Capsicum annuum is the source of this 1063-nucleotide messenger RNA. RefSeq lists its product as uncharacterized. The coding region runs from base 232 to 663 and encodes 143 amino acids. The transcript is spliced from 2 exons. The record is from RefSeq and is a predicted model, not a curated record. NCBI's taxonomy places the organism in Eukaryota, Viridiplantae, Streptophyta, Magnoliopsida, Solanales, Solanaceae.
GUAUUGGGGUAAAAACUUUCUUUUGUCUACCUUUUCUCACGAGAAAGCAACCUAUUCCCCUUGUGUUUGGAUGGGAUAAAGCGAGAAUUCUGAUAAACCCUCCUCACUAAUCCUCAAAACAUUCUACUCUACUCUUCAAGGGUUUUAGCACCAAUCUUCCAAAUCUCCUUUAUCUUCCUCUUGCUUUUGCUUCUGAAACGGAAAGGGCAACACAAAUAGAGAGUGCAUCAUAUGGCGAGUCUCAUAGCAAUGCCUGCUUUAAGCCACUUAUCCACCAGCACUAGCUGCCUAGAACGAAGAAAUUUGUGUGCAUCCUCCAGGAGAUUUCAAGGAGUUAGAGCAAUGAUGACAGAGAAGCCACUGGAGGAGUUGUAUCAUGUGAGAGUAGAAAGAAAUGUGGCAAAAGAUCGACUAAUGGAGCUUGGAGUUCCACGAUGGUCAAUGUGGAAAACUGGCAAAUGCAAGUUACCGUGGGAUUGGCAUGUAGAUCAGUUAGUUUAUAUUGAAGAAGGUGAGGUUAGGGUGGUACCUGAAGGAAGCAAAAGAUUUAUGCGGUUUGUGGCUGGAGACCUUGUCCGGUAUCCAAAAUGGUUUGAAGCUGAUCUGUACUUCAAUGACUUCUACCAAGAGCGAUAUAGCUUUCGAGCUUAUGGAGAUGACUAGUGAAUCAAUUUCCUACAACUAGGCUCAUAAAGUUCUAAAAUCCCAGGUUUCUAGUGCAGUUCACUUAUUAGUCAUCUGUUUCAUAAGGUUUUUCGGAUUGCUGUUGUAAUACAAACGGCACAACAUGAUUUGUCUAAAUGGUACGGUGGCCAGAUAAUAUCCACUUCUGUCGUGAUAUGAAAUACAACCUUCCGUCUUCUCUCUGGAUGAUAAAAGUCUUUGCCCCCCCCCCAAACAGCUAGGAAAUCUUUUAACACAUAAAAAGAUGCUGCAAGCUGUUACUUCAUCCGCGUUGUUACAUUGGGAAAUUUGAUUAGAAUGUAUUUGGUAUCAGAUUGUCUGUUAAAAUACCAACACUAGUAGUAUCAUUUAUCAGUUACUUUGAGAUUGUGUUUUUGCA